Menidia menidia (Atlantic silverside) is the source of this 3937-nucleotide messenger RNA. The record is from the annotation of a GenBank genome assembly. Lineage: Eukaryota; Metazoa; Chordata; Actinopteri; Atheriniformes; Atherinopsidae.
AAAAUCUGAAAAUUCAGAGAGGCACAGACUUUGUAUUGAUUUAUUGAUUGAUGAUUCAUUUCUUUUUAAGUCCAGUUGUGUGAGCGUCAGCUAAACGCCCCCCCGCCCGGUGCUCCGCCGGCGGGCGGUGCUUCGUCCACCGGCCACACACACGCGGCGUACCUGCUAAUUACUCAGUUAGCCGCUCGGAGAAGGCUGUCUCUCUCCCGGCGGUGGGCGUUGUGGCUUUUCUCUCUGUCUCCGUCUGGUUUCGUCGUAGCAAACCUGCCUCACUGCCAAAGUAGGAGUACUCCGAGAUAAACCCUCUCGUUUGAGUUUACCGGGAAUCAAAACUGAAGCACCUCGGCGGCUCCUGAAACGGGAAUGCUCGUUUAGAGCCGACACCUGCGUCCGACACAAGACAACGACGCCGUGUCGGCAUGGAACCUGCCCGUCUUCCCUCAGACGUUUGGCCGCCCGUCGGAGGGGUUUCACCCGGUGAAAGCACCCCCGCUGGGAAAGCCCAGUCCCAGGCGCCCGUGAAAAAACAAGCCGUGAAGAGACACCACCACAAACACAACCUGAAACACAGGUACGAGUUUCUGGAGACCCUGGGCAAAGGCACCUACGGCAAGGUGAAGAAGGCGAAGGAAAGGUCCGGCCGACUGGUUGCCGUGAAGUCCAUCAGGAAAGAGAAGAUCAAAGAUGAGCAAGACUUGGUGCACAUUCGCAGAGAAAUUGAGAUCAUGUCCUCACUGUGUCAUCCACAUAUCAUCACCAUUUACGAAGUGUUUGAGAACAAAGACAAAAUUGUGAUCGUCAUGGAGUACGCCAGCCGGGGGGACCUGUACGACUACAUCUGUGACAAGAGAAAGAUCUCAGAGAAGGAGGCCAGACACUUCUUCAGGCAGAUAGUCUCCGCUGUGCACUACUGCCAUCAGAAUGGAAUAGUUCACAGAGACCUGAAACUGGAGAAUAUUUUACUUGAUGGCAACGGCAAUGUGAAGAUUGCCGACUUUGGACUGUCGAACCUCUACCACAGCGAUGAGUAUCUGCAGACUUUUUGCGGCAGCCCUCUGUACGCUUCCCCCGAGAUCGUCAAUGGACGGCCGUACCGCGGGCCGGAGGUGGACACCUGGUCCCUCGGUGUGCUGUUGUACACACUGGUUCAUGGGACCAUGCCAUUUGAUGGACACAACCACAAGAUCCUGGUCCAGCAGAUCAGCACCGGAAACUACCGGAAACCAAGUAUUCCCUCCGAUGCUUGUGGACUCAUCCGCUGGAUGCUGAUGGUCAAUCCGGAGCGCAGGGCGACUAUAGAGGAAAUCGCGGGGCAUUGGUGGCUCAACUGGGGCUACCAGCAGCCAUUGCUGUGCGAAAGGAGGAGCAGCGUGGCGGAACAGACCAUUUUGCCCGCAUCGCCAUCGAGCUCCCACGCCGCAGGGCUGGCUGGCGUGGCCAGCUGGCUGCGGCGUACGUCCCGGCCUCUGCUGGAGAACGGCUCCAAGAUCCGCUGCCUGCUGCGCCCGCACGCCGCCGGAGGGGACGUGCUGAGACAGCGCUCCCUGCGGCGCUCGCGCAAGGAGAACAACGUCACCCAGACAGUUCACGAAGGGAGCGCAGACUCGCGGCCCUCUAAAGGUAUUCUGAAAAGACGGAACAGCGUGAAACAGAAGGCCGCCGCUGAAAGCCCUGCUGCAGGCUCGCUGGAGCCGCAGAGCAUCCUGGGCUUAUCUGCCCCCGCUCUCGCCCCUUGUGGUGCACUACCGCCCCGUAAAGGCAUCUUAAAGAAGUCCGCCGAGCAGGAGUCAGGGUAUUACUCCUCUUCUCCUGAAAACAGCGGCUCCAGCUGGGCACCACAACCUAAAGAGUGCCCUUCGGCACCGGUCUGUCGCAAAGGCAUCCUCAAGCGCAAUGGAAAGUUCUCUACGGGGGUCUUACAGGAGUUCGGCUCUCUGGACCAACUGGCAGCGUCUUUACCCAGAGGAUGCACCAGGCCCAGGCCAAGCGGGGCCAUCAGUGAGGACAGCAUUCUGUCCUCCGAGUCCUUUGACCAGCUCGAUCUCCCAGACCACGUGAGCCCUCCCAUGCAAAUAGAGAAACCCACAAAGACUAGCAUGAGAGGCUGCGUCUCCGCAGACAACCUGCUGGACAUUGUAGAGGACGGAAUUCUGUCUGGAGGGGCGCUCAGGCCGUGGGAGUGUUACAAGACUGGAGUGGCUGACAGUGCCUUUUCAAUUACUGACUGUGAUAAUGUCACAGAGGCUUACAAACAGGCCAUGGUUAUACGGGGAUCUGCGGCGAGCUGAGGAUGAGGAGUGGACAAAACAAACAAACAAACAACUCUUUGUAUUUCCAUUCAGAAUAUCUGCAACUGACAACAUGAAAGCCAAAGUGCAUAAAGAGACCUGAAGGUUGUCAUUUGGACUACCUUCAGGAGUAGCAUAGUACCAAAAAGGUGGGGACACAAACAUCAGAUUGUAUGUGGUUGUUGAGUCGAGGUAAUUAUAUAUGUUGUGAUCCCGGUUGUUGUACAACAGGGCCAACAUGCGGCUCAUAGCAGAGUCAGCGAGUAACUUGAAUAAUGUCCAUCUUUUUUUAAAAAUUCCUGGGAGAAAGGGAGUUUUCUGUGAAUGAGUCUACAUUGACAGUGGAAACGCACAGUGAAACCAAAAAAAAAAAGAGAGAAAAGGGUUUGGAUGAUAUCCUGCGUAAGCAGCCAUCAACUGGAAUGCAUUUACAGCCUGAAAAGGACAGCUGUGUUUGGCUUUCCAUCAGGUUUUAUGGAUGUAGAAUACUCUGUCUUCCAACUCUGAGCCAUUUAUAGGUGAUAAGAAAGGUUCUGUUUAUUUGGACUCUGGCUUUGUAGUUAUUAUGUAAAAAAAAAAAAGAAAGGCAAUAUCAAACAGAUGCAACAUUAGGAUAGCUUUCUCUUUUUCACACCGUACAUACACCAAAGACUAACUUUGCUAAUCUUUUAAUGUUUUAUUUGUGUAUAUUUUGUGCCAAGUUUAUGCCUGUGUGUAACCGGCGCUUAAGCUUCCCAGAAGGACUUUGUUCUGCCGAAGUGACAGUUUCUGUGUUCAGUUGAUCACUUGAAAAAUAAUCAUGAGUCACGACGGGAGCGACCCGCCAAACCUGCUCCUAAGCCUCCGCUGAUACAAAAGCUCCAGUAGCCCAGGGCUCCAUCUGUACAGGUGACAGGUUCUCAGGGCGUGGAAAGCCUUAAGUCGCUAUUUUUAGAGGGUGGACAGCAGCGUGUGCAUAUAUUCAUUGAGUUUUUCAGAUUUAGCUUGUUAUAUGCAGGGGGACAAAGUCCACAAUGUGUCCCCUAACACUUCAGCCCCAGGCACCCCUCUGGAAUGAACUUGCUUUAGAUUCGGGGCACCUGAGCACCACAGCAGAGUCUUCAAAAGCACGUUCAGGCCACCAGAGCCCGGUGACAUUUCACUGCAGCUGGACCGGGCGGCUCAUGUAAGCCGCCUACACAGGGUGCUGCUCAGAAACUUGAAGAUGAACCUUUUUUUCCCUCUCUUUUGAUUGUUUAAUUUAACACUGGGGUUUAUCUGGAAUUGGUUGCAUGUAAGCAAAAGAAAGGCCUUGUUUUGACUGGAAGUGAUCGGCAUUCAUCAGUGUCCAUUCAUCAAAGUUUACUCAGGUGGACUGUACAACUCUGGAGUGACACCGUUAAUGUUUGUGACUGUAUUUGGGCAUUACAUCUUUUUUUUUUUUCCUUUAUGUCACAGAAGUUGAAGGUAUGGCGAUUCGGUUCAUACUUUUCUAUCUGCAACUAAAGCCAUGUUUGCCAAAGUCGCUGGCUCACUUACAGCGCUGUGUGACUGGGAUGAAGAAAUCAAUAAAGAAACGUCAAAGAACUCUAUUUCUGGUGAAUGUUUGUGACUUGCAUAAGAUUGUUGUGGGUUGCUUCACUGCAUUGAUUAGGAUUGAUCUGCAGAAA